This is a messenger RNA of Agelaius phoeniceus (red-winged blackbird), 4299 nucleotides long. NCBI's taxonomy places the organism in Eukaryota, Metazoa, Chordata, Aves, Passeriformes, Icteridae. The record is from RefSeq and is a predicted model, not a curated record.
AUGGAUCCCUCAUCUGGAAGAGAACAAGAAUUUUGUUACUGUAUUAGGAUGCCCAGUAAUGAAGAAUUUGCUCUCCUGAAUUUCAGUGUUAAAAUUGCCACUUCCUGGGUUUUCCAGGAAUUAGAAGAUGCAGGCACACCUGAGGAAAAAGUAAACAGUGCUGGAGAUGAGAAUUUGACUCUCAGAAUAAAAGAGCUGGAAAAGUCAAGGGAAAAACUGAAAGGUGUUCUAGAGGACUGCGUGGAGUCAAAUUCCAUCCUGAGAAAUAGGAUGAAAGAGCUGGAGCUGUCACACAAAACACUUCUUGUGAGGAUUGAUCAACUUUGUGUGAAGCUGGACCGGGUUGAAAAUGCCAAUCUGCGCAUUAAAGGGAAACUGCAAAGCAUUCAGGAGGACCUGAUCCACUUGGUAGGAAGCCAAAAGAAGUCAGAGAAGAAGCACAAGGAAAAAUUGCAUUGGCUUCAAGAGCAGCUGAAGACAAAAGAGGAUGAAAUAAAAAGCCAGUCAGAAUAUUUUGAGCACUACAAACGAAGGCAGAGACAACAGACAGCAGUACUGAGGAAAAGGGACUGUCACCUUCAGGAUGAGGUGUCUAGGCUGGAAAAGCAAGUCCUAGAUCUUAAUGCCCAUAUUGCUCUUUUGACAUCCAAGUUAGAAGAGGGAAUGGUGCAGCACCUCUGGCAGAAGCUGCAGUCAGUGUGCAGUGGGACUCAGGGCUGUAAAGACCCUGGAAGGGAAGAAAUGGAAUGGAAGACUUGUAUUGAAAAUGUGGAGCAUGAUUUGAAAAGCCACCUUAAGGCAUUUCAGCAAAACCUGAAGUCCUUGAGGGAAAAAGAAGAGAACACUAGAAGAGAACAGGCAGACCUGCUGACUGAACUGCAGUGCUCUCAGGACACUGAAGACUUUCUCAGAACAAAAUUGGAAGAAUCUCACCAUCAUGUCUAUAGUUUAAAAUUAUCUGUAAUCAAGCUACAGGAAAAAGUGGAAGAGCUUUUAGAUGAAAAUAGAACUUUAAAAGAUGAAGGUACUAUGAAGUUGAAAAAGAAGAAAGAAAAAUACUCAGAACUUACAAGAUUGGUGGAUGGGGACAACAGUGUUAAUCUGGUGAGUCAACUGAAUGGAGAUCUAAUUCAAGAUGAAGUUCAGAAUCCAAAAUGGAGGGCAGUCUUGGAUUCACUCAGAAGCAGAGCUACUCAAACUCCAGUUGUGCUGCUACAUGAUAAAGAGUCUGAAACACCAGCCUGUAGCUGUGAGGGACUAAAGCAGAUGGAGGAGCUACCAGAAGACCUUGUACCAGCUUUGGAAUGCAGUUCCAGUGGCUUUGUGAAAUUUGCUGGUCUAGCUGAGACUGAGCAGGUCACCCUCGGACCACGGAGGGCAAAUACUCUAGAGGACAGUUUCACUUUGCUCAGGUGUACCCCAAGUCAUCAUGCAGCAGGACUGCUUCCCCCUUGUUCUGAGAAGUUACCCAGUGAUGAGACAAGUAAGGAAACCAAAGAUGAAGAAACCUUUUGUCUCUUGAAGGAACACACUGUAACUCCACCAGUGAAGACAUUCCCUGCUUCUGUGGUUGAAAUCUUAAUGAGGAAGAAGCUCCAACUGACCUUGUUUGAACCUGGAAGAUGUAACAUAGCAGCUUUCACCACUGAGAAGAAAGUGAGGAAUUUGAGUUUCUGUGAGACAAAUACUAAUCUUUGGUCUGAUGGCCUUUGCAUUGUUGCAAAAGGAGGAUUUUAUGACAGAGCUACUGAAUUUCUUCAUGGAAUGUUGCCUUCCGCUGUGGCUGAAAUUUUCACAACAUCUCUAGAAGAAUGCAACAUGGAAAAACAUUGGGGAAACAAGCAAAUUCUGCCAGGAAGUGCAAGUGAAAAAAAAUGUCUGGAUAAAGAGGUGGAUGAUGAAAAGUAUCACCAAAAAAUCUUUACAGGGAGAGCUGAAAGAGAGGAAAUACAGAAUGAUGAAGCCCAACAACAACAGGUGACCUGUGAUCUUGAGGAAAGUUCUAAAGUUUCCUACAAAACUGAAUUAUUCAGUCGUGGGAAGCCAGGAGUGGUAGCCAGAGAGAGUCUCCAUAGCAUGCAGGGUGCCCAAAGUUUACCUGUUGAUUCCAAAGCCUUUAAAAAGUGUUUUGGAGGGAGUCCUGAACGAAUGGAGAAAGAAGAAAAGACUUCAGAAAACUGCAUCCCUGAUGUGAAUAGAGGAUGUAAUGGAGAAGACAUAAUUGAAAUGGAAGCGAAAGGAAAGCAGACUCAGAAACCAACUCACCAAACAAGUCCCUCCAGCAAUAUCAGCCUGAAAAAAAGGAAAGAUCAGACCUUGAAACUCCAUGAACCAAGUAAGGAUUUCUCAUGUCAAAAAAUAGCUGCUAAAAAUGUGCAACAUGAAUACUCUCAGAACUUUUUUUCAUCAGAUGAAGAGAGAUAUCCACUUAAAUUGCUGUUUCCUCUGCAAGAGAGGCCUGUGUGCAUAAGCAAACUAUUCCAGCCAAGGAAAAGUUUUUAUAAGUUUUUCUGUCCUCUAUCAACCUGGGAAGCUGGAAAUGAAUGUACUGUGAGAAUAUCUGUACUGGAAAAAGCAGUGGCUGCGUGUUCUCAGAGGAUAUUUCUGCUGAUGCAAGAGAAUGAGAAUUACGCCCAAAAAGUCAGCAUAUUACAACAGGAGAAUGACAAAUAUGCCCAGAUGAUGUGUGCCCUGGAAGAGGAGAUGGAUGCAUAUUUUCAAUAUGUUUUAGCAGCAGAUGAAGCUAACGUUCUUUCAUUCCAAAACUUACUUAAUGAGAAAGAAGUUGCAGAUGGGUGUUAUGAUAACCUCACAGGAGAAAGCACCAUGACCCCAGGAACAUUUUUAGUUGCAACUUUUUCCAACAAUCUCUCAUAUGUUGAAGAGAAAAAUAGGAAUUCUGAAAAAGACUCAUGGACAAUUGCACCAAAUAAACUUCAUGGGAGUGCUCUAUCCCUGAAUGGAAGGAAAAUGAGGUACUUCCAGCUGCUUUCUGACCUGAAAGAAGAAAGAAGCAGGUGCUUCAAAGAAAUGGCUAAAUUAUUACAAGACAAGGAGAACUGUGUAGCAAAAUAUAAUGAAUUAAUGCAAGAGAGAAAGAGAAAUUUACAAAGAAUAGCUCUUUCAGAAGGCGAAAAAGAAACUUUGUUGGCACAUUUGGCAGAGAUAAAGUGUGAGCAAGACAAAUACAGGACCUUAGUUUCAGAACUCCAAGACUGCAAAACUAGCUGUUAUCAAACCAUUUCUGACUUACAGGAGGAAAAACAUGUACUGCAAAGAAAGAUAGACAGAAUCAAGCAAGAAACUUCAGAACGGCUUGAUGAACUUCAGAAAGCAAAUACAAACUUUAUUUUAGAAAAUAAAAAUUUAAAAGAGUUAAUGUCUUCUUUGGGUUUCACCUAUGAAGAGCUGAGAAAAGAGGAAAGUAUAGGAACAAAGAAAAAUAUUGUAAAACUAAAAGAAGAAAGUCAACAACCUCGUCUUAAGCCAAAGAAAGUUGAAACAGCAUGUAGUGUAACACAAACUGAAGAACAGGGAGUUCUGGCUGUAGAUCCUUCAGAUUAUUCUGGGCAAAAGGGCAGCAUGUUUGAAAGCUACAGUAUGAUGAAAGAGCAGGUCAGAAAGGUGGAAGAGCAACUAAAAAUACAGCAAAAGGAAUUAGAAAAAUCUAAAAAAGAGGCUCAGAAGUGGUACAGAGAGCUUGGUUUUGCUGAAACAAGGUGUGAAGAAACCAAAACUCAUUUGAUGCAGGCUCUCUCAGAAUUAGACCAGCUUAAACAAGAAGUUGGGGACAAAAUGCAGGGAAAGCAGCACUGCAAAUUAAUGCCUGUGUACACAUUGAAGGAUGCCCAGGAAAAAGAGGUGGAUAAAAUAGCCAGUAAGAGAUUAGAGCAGCAAGUGUUGACCUUGAAAGCCCAGCUCAGGGACCAGGCUGCAUUACAAAUUCAGUUUCAUGGCUUGCAGAAUGAAGUGGAACUCCUUCAGGCUCAGCUAUGUGAAAAGGAGAAGGAGCUGCAGAAGAGGAAAUCUGAAGUGAAGUUGACAUUAGCUCCUCUGAAGGCUAAGCUGGCUUGCCUCACCCAAAAGUGCCAGGAAAGGAACAGCUUCAUUAGGAGGAUGCAUGAUGAAUUCCACAGGCAAGGAUUUAUUAACUCUGCAUUUGAUGAAGAGAUGAAGAGCCUGGUGAAUGACCUGACCCUGGCAGAGUACAUGGCUGCUUUUACACCAAUGUGUAAUCAAGUGCCUGUAAAAGUAUCCAAACAAUAUUUGGUAGACUUUGUGUCAACUACACUUGAGUAG